Molecule: messenger RNA, 952 nt
Organism: Dreissena polymorpha
Lineage: Eukaryota; Metazoa; Mollusca; Bivalvia; Myida; Dreissenidae
Exons: 2
Coding region: 59-415 (118 amino acids)
Source: RefSeq, a predicted model, not a curated record
ACAACCGUCACAACUUGCGUUAACGCGAGGAGAGGAUCUAUUUCGUAACAUCUCUGAAAUGAAAAUCGCUGUAGCUCUGUUUAUGUUGGCGGUGGCGGCAUCUGUGCCACAGGUUAAGGGUCAGAACUGGAUGAUGAACUAUUUAAUGAUGCAGAACCUUCUUGGUGAUUCUACAAGCCAAUCUGCUGGAGCCAAUACCGCUGCCGGCGCUGGAACAACCGGAACCCCGUCGCCAACUGGAAGUGGAUUCGAUCUAUCUGCUCUAGUCGGAGGAGGCCAGCAAAGCAACCCGUUGUUCCGAAUGAAUGCUAUGACCGGAGGAUUUGGAGAUCAAAUGCAAGAUUUGACCUACUGCUCCAUGUUACCUCGGGGUAUGCAGCAAAUUUGUAUGUUUAGAGCCAUGGGCAUGAUGUAAAAAAUCAAUUAGUGACGAUGCUGAACCCGAAUUAUGACUUGCCGACUAACCUCGUGACGCCAAGUGACGUUGGUGAUGAGACGUCACCGUUUCACCCGCACAAUAUACGCAUAUCGUGUUCUUCUAGAAGUCAUUUGUGUGUUAUGUCCGUUCAUGUCUUCAAAAUUGACGUCGCACAUUUUGAUGGAAGGACACUUUCGCCAACUCUUUUUUUGUGUAUUUAUUAAUUUAUUCUUUGCACUGAGAAACUGUAAAUUUUGAUACACGUCGUGAUAACGGUUUUAAUGGUAUUUGAAGUUUGACCUUUAGUAACUAUACCAAAUAUCUUAAUGUCAUAAAUAAUAUAUACCGUUUAAUUACCGACGGAAUUAAUAGAGAUUAAAUAAUUUGACGAGCCACAUAUUUUCUUAAACAUUCGGAAUACGUUGGACAUUUAUUUUUAUAUACAUUUCACCUCUUCACUAUGCUCAUUUUCACAUUUAUGUUGACAUUAUUUGUUACUUUAAGUUAUUUAUUUAUAAUUAAAAAAUGAUCAUA